Haemonchus placei is the source of this 225-nucleotide messenger RNA. The record is from the annotation of a GenBank genome assembly. Lineage: Eukaryota; Metazoa; Nematoda; Chromadorea; Rhabditida; Trichostrongylidae.
AUGGUUACCCUUAUGACGGUUGCAUAUUAUGAGGAAUCGAGAUCAAAUCGAAUCAAGAUCAAACUCGAACAGGAUACCGGUGGGCGAGUUCCUAAUUCUUGCAGAUUCUGGUCACCGAAUGAUCGCAAUGUGAAGCUAGUUUCGGCCUCCAACCGGCUGCCUGUAAUCACCUUCAACAGAUUGGGUCAACAGCAAAUUAUCCUGGAGUACAAAAUUGCCGAAUAG